This is a messenger RNA of Callorhinus ursinus (northern fur seal), 3170 nucleotides long. It is a transcript of the gene NIPAL3, whose product is annotated as NIPA like domain containing 3. Gene Ontology annotation, biological process: magnesium ion transport. NCBI's taxonomy places the organism in Eukaryota, Metazoa, Chordata, Mammalia, Carnivora, Otariidae. The record is from RefSeq and is a predicted model, not a curated record. Gene Ontology annotation, molecular function: magnesium ion transmembrane transporter activity. Gene Ontology annotation, cellular component: membrane.
CAGCUCCUGAGUUGAGGAAGGAAUGAAGGAGGCUGUGCCUCCGGGUUGCGCGGAGAGUCCAAGUCAUUUCUCAGAAACCUGAGAUAGGUGGGCCUUAGAGGAGACACCGCCCGAGCACCACCAGGAUAAGGAAUUGCACCCUUGUCCGUCUGCUUGGGAGAGACAGAACUUGGCACUUCUCUGCGUGGAGGUGAGGGAGAAGCUGUCAGCCAGCCAAAAGAGCCUUGAAGUCCUCCGAUGGCUGGUGGGAGGAGGUGAACACCGCCAGGGAAGAUGGUCUCCGGUUUUGGCCCCGCGUAGCAACAGCUCCCCGCCCAGGGCCAGGGAUGUGCCUCUAGAGCACCAUGGACCGAGCCCACAGCGCAGCCCUGCAGCUGCACCAGCUGCCGCCCACAAGCAGCGCCGACCCGCUCAGCGAGCUUUCCUUCUCCUACAAGGAAAACUUGAUCGGCGCCCUUUUGGCAAUUUUUGGGCACCUUGUGGUCAGCAUUGCACUUAACCUACAGAAGUACUGCCACAUCCGCCUGGCAGGAUCCAAGGACCCUCGGGCCUAUUUCAAGACCAAAACAUGGUGGCUGGGCCUGUUCCUGAUGCUGCUGGGUGAGCUGGGCGUGUUUGCCUCCUACGCCUUCGCUCCGCUGUCACUGAUUGUGCCCCUGGGCGCAGUCUCCGUGAUAGCUAGUGCCAUCAUAGGAAUCAUAUUCAUCAAAGAAAAAUGGAAACCUAAAGACUUUCUGAGGCGCUACGUCUUGUCCUUCGUUGGCUGUGGUCUGGCCAUCGUGGGCACCUACUUGCUGGUGACAUUCGCACCUAACAGUCAUGAGAAGAUGACGGGCGAGAACAUCACCAGGCACCUCGUGAGCUGGCCUUUCCUCUUGUACAUGCUUGUGGAGAUCAUCCUGUUCUGCCUGCUGCUGUACUUCUACAAGGAGAAGAACGCCAACAACAUCAUCGUGAUUCUUCUCCUGGUGGCAUUACUCGGCUCCAUGACGGCGGUGACCGUGAAGGCCGUGGCUGGGAUGCUUGUCUUGUCCACACAGGGGAGCCUGCAGCUCGACUACCCCAUCUUCUAUGUGAUGUUCGUGUGCAUGGUGGCCACCGCUGUCUACCAGGCCGCGUUUUUAAGUCAAGCCGCACAGAUGUACGACUCCUCUUUGAUCGCCAGCGUGGGCUACAUUCUGUCCACUACCAUUGCCAUCACAGCAGGUGCAGUGUUUUACCUGGACUUCAUUGGGGAGGACGCGCUGCACAUCUGCAUGUUUGCACUGGGGUGCCUCAUUGCAUUCUUGGGUGUCUUCUUAAUCACACGUAACCGGAAGAAGGCCACUCCAUUUGAGCCCUAUAUUUCCAUGGAUGCCAUGCCAGGUAUGCAAAACAUGCAUGACAAAGGAAUGACAGUUCAGCCUGACCUCAAAGCUUCUUUUUCCUAUGGGGCCCUGGAAAACAACGACAACGUUUCUGAGAUCUACACUCCUGCCACACUGCCAGUCAUGCAAGAGGAACACAGCUCUGGGGGUGCCUCUGGGGUUCCCUACCGAGUCCUGGAACACACCAAGAAGGAAUGAGCCCACCUUGAAGGAGACUCUCCUUCCCUCCAUUUAUAACUGCUCUCAAGCGAGGCCGACAGUGGUUCAACCCUGAAUUCUAAAGUUUGCCUUUCAAGUCUUAUUUUUUUUUUUAAACAGAGAACUCUCUAGAAGGGGAUCUCGAAGAGCCUUAGUCUCUAGCACAGAAUCCAUUAUCUUGGUCUCGGAGAUUUCAGAUGACCGGGGUGGGGGGAAUGAAAGCAGUAUUCUCUGGGCAGGGUGGGGGGAGGCCGCGGGGUUCAGACUCUGCCUGGUUCUGCCCUGCCAGCUUGGGAAAGCCGUCGUCAUUCCUGACGAUGGUAACUGAGCUUCCUCCGGCAGUGACCAAAGGUUGCCACAUUCCUCGGAGCUGAAGCAAGGCAGAGAUUCUGCUCUCACUUUCCACAUCCAGUGAAAGGCUAGAGACCUCUGAAUCUACUCUUCCCUUGCCUGAUCCUCCCCAUCUCACUCAUAAUUCCAGAUUUCCAGUAACAUCUGAGUUGUCAUCACAAGGCAUAGUAGGCCAGCCCCGGGAACACCCUAUCAUUCACCUGUAGGAAAUGCACUUCUGCCUUCCAGUUGUCUGGGUCCUUCCAGUGAAAACAUGUUUGGUGUGUUUAUAUGAGAUCUGCUCUGAAAACUAAUUUGGUUUUGGUUCUGUGAACUAUGUAAUUGCUUUUCUCCCCACCCCACCCCUGCCGAAGGAACUGAGAAGUUAAGAGAAAGAGGGAAAUAAGGACGGGAGCAGGGGUAAUGAUACGUUAGCCCAUAAAGGAAGAAAAAUCCCUUUUCAUCUUACAAAAGGUGAUUGCACCACUUAUAAAAGGAUAGGCGGAAAAUCGGACUGUUUCAUGUGUGUGUUCCUGCACACCAGUGCCCUCUGGGAAGCUUGGGGGUGCUUACUGCAGAGACAGCCUCCAUCAUUUUCCUUCCGUCAAACCAAACUUGAAUUAUUGGCUCAUUUCCUUGGAGUUGACCGCGACUCUUCGGGUCAUCGUUCCCAUGUGCAUAUGUCUGGGAAAGUGGGCAUUCUUGGUAAGAGGUUGCUGCUUUCUUUCAGGCUACAUACUUGACUGUCCUCCCCCAAAACUGACUAUAGAUUUUUGAGAAUGGCAAGUAAGGGUUUGCAAACUUGAGCAUAAGGAUCCCCUAGGGAGCGUGUUUAAAAUGCAGAUUCCUACACCCCAAGCACAGACCCUCUGUGGGAAUGACAAGGGAGGAGCAAGAGUCUGCAUUCUUGACUGGCAGCAAGGUCAUUCUGAUGCAGGCAAUCCAAGGAUCACACACCUCGAAAGCCUAAUCACUGGGCUGUGAAAACCUCCAGGGGCCGACACACCCCUGCUGCAAAGUUGCAAUUACCCUAACUUGUUUCCUGUCUAGGGUUCAUGUAGCAGGUCAAAUAAUUCCCAUAGGAUCCGUGGCAUUUAUCCAUCCUGUGAUUCCUACUUAGAACUAAGCUUAAUGUUUCCCUAGGCACUCUUUAACUAAUAGGCGAGAUAACAGUGUUAAUAGACCAGUGUUGAUAGAUCAUUAACCUUUAUGGAUUGUGCUUAAUACCGAUUUACUACCUUGACUUCAAAAAACUGGCAUCUGUUCUUGUGAUAA